AUGUACACCUCCGGACUAACCAACACCCCCAUCACCAAAAACCUGCUAAUCUACACAAUCGCCUCUUCAAUCCUCCUCUCCAUCCUCGACUCCAAGCAUCUCGCGUCGAUCCACGUCUCGCCGCAUCUCUGGCAGUACGGGCAAUUCUGGCGUGCGGCAGUAUGGCAGGUCGCUGGCUUUGCGAACUCGACGGAGGCGCUUUUUGCCGCGGUUCUGGUGUAUCAUCUGCGUGUUGUUGAGAGAGGGUGGGGGAGACGCAAGCUACUGUCCUUCAUCAUCUCGACACUACCAUAUACAACCCUACUGCCGCCUCUCCUCCUAGCCCUCGUCAUCCGCCCUUUAUCUUUCAACAUGAUAAACUACCUCCCCUCUGGUCCCGUCUCAACCCUCUUCGCCCUCCUCGCCCAAUACCACGCCCUAAUCCCCCACACCUACCGUUACCGCAUCGGCACCUCCACCACCACAACCGAAUCACCAAGCAAAGGGAUAACCCUCCUCCUCUCCAACAAAACCACAACGUAUCUCCUCGCCUUACAGCUCGCGCUCUCCCAGUUUCCGUAUAUGCUCCUCCCGUCUGUCACGGGGUGGUUUGUGGGGCUUGCAUGGCGCGCGGAGGUACUCCCUGGCGUUAGUGUGAAUUGGAGGGUUCCAGCUUGGGCUGUUGGGGAGAGGGAAAGGGUUAGUAGGAGGGGGGAGGAGGGGAGAUUUGAGGAUUUGAGGAGGAGGUUAGAGGGGGAGGUUGCUGCUGCUGGGGCUGCUUCGGGGGUGGCGAGUGAGAAUGGGGAUGGUGAGCGCAGACAGAGGCAGAGGGGUAGUCAAUGA
Molecule: messenger RNA, 822 nt
Organism: Aspergillus chevalieri
Lineage: Eukaryota; Fungi; Ascomycota; Eurotiomycetes; Eurotiales; Aspergillaceae
Gene: dscB
Product: protein dscB
Exons: 2
Coding region: 1-822 (273 amino acids)
Source: RefSeq, a predicted model, not a curated record